CUAUAUAUCUGACCUCCCAUCCUUCCAUGACCCCCGUGCCAAAGUUUGAAGAAGAUUCCAGCUAGCAUCUCCCCACCUUUCUAGCUUCCCAUUUCCAUUAGGUAAGGGAGGAGAGACAAGACGAGAUGGAUGCUGCUUCCACAAUCCCCAUGGCUACUUUGCUUCUAGCCUUAUGCACUCUUUCAGCACUGCCGGAGAUUUCAUCCGCAAGCAUAACGAGACACUACAAAUUUGAUAUAAAAAUGCAAAACGUGACGCGGCUUUGCCACACCAGGAGCAUCGCGACGGUGAACGGGAGGUUCCCAGGGCCUAAAAUUGUGGCUAGAGAGGGUGAUCGCGUAAUUGUCAGGGUGGUUAACCAUGUCAAGAAUAAUGUCACCAUUCACUGGCACGGGGUUCGGCAGCUACGAACUGGAUGGGCUGAUGGGCCGGCAUAUAUGACCCAGUGCCCAAUACAGACGGGCCAAAGCUACGUCUACAACUUCACGAUCCUGGCCCAGAGAGGCACGCUUUUUUGGCAUGCACACAUCUCUUGGAUGAGGGUCACCCUCUAUGGACCCAUCGUCAUCCUUCCCAAGCGUGGCGUUCCUUACCCAUUCGCCAAACCGUACAAGGAAAUCCCCAUUAUCUUUGGAGAGUGGUUUAAUGUGGACACUGAGGCAGUGAUUGCGCAGGCUCUCCGGACAGGUGCAGGCCCAAAUGUCUCCGAUGCUUACACCAUUAACGGGCUGCCCGGUCCCUUGUACAAUUGUUCGAAAGCAGAUACGUUUAAGCUGAAGGUGAAGCCCGGGAAGACAUACCUCCUUCGCAUGAUCAACGCUGCACUCAACGACGAGCUCUUCUUCAGCAUCGCCGACCACAACCUCACCGUCGUCGAGGUCGAUGCCAUCUACACGAAGCCCUUCAACAGCGACAUCGUCCUGAUCACACCAGGCCAGACCACCAACGUUCUCCUCCAAACCAAGCCCAGUCUUCCCAGCGCCACCUUCCUAAUGGCUGCCAGGCCCUAUGCCACCGGUCUCGGAACCUUCGACAACACAACCACCGCCGGCCUCCUCGAAUACCUACCCCCUACCUUUUCCCUUCCAUCAACUCUUGCUGAGAACCUCGCGCUCCUCAAACCAACCCUGCCAUCACUCAACGACACCGCCUUCGCCGCAAGCUUCAGCAGCAAGGUACGCAGCUUGGCGAACGCUCAGUUCCCAGCAAACGUGCCGCAGACCGUGGACAGGCGAUUCUACUUCACGGUAGGCCUCGGCACGAGCCCGUGCCCGAGGAACCAGACCUGCCAAGGCCCCAACGGCACCAAGUUUGCCGCUUCCGUCAACAACAUCUCAUUCGCACUACCGAGCACCCCCCUCCUGGAGUCCCACUUCUUGGGGCAAUCGAAGGGGGUCUACACGACCGACUUCCCGAACAACCCUCCUUUCCCGUUCAACUACACGGGGACUCCACCCAACAACACCCUUGUGACCAACGGGACCAAGGUGGUGGUGCUCCCCUUCAACACAAGCGUGGAGCUGGUCAUGCAGGACACCAGCAUUCAAGGGGCCGAGAGCCAUCCACUGCACCUCCAUGGCUACAACUUCUUCGUAGUGGGCCGAGGGUCCGGGAACUACGAUGCGUCCAAGGACCCAGCCAAGUUCAAUCUAGCGGACCCCAUCGAGAUGAACACCGUCGGAGUGCCCGCCGGCGGAUGGGUCGCCAUCCGGUUCCGGGCCGAUAACCCUGGUGUGUGGUUCAUGCACUGCCACCUGGACGUGCACACGAGCUGGGGCUUGGGGAUGGCGUGGGCGGUGAACGAUGGGCUGCUCCCCAGUCAGAAGCUGCUACCACCACCGUCCGAUCUUCCCAAGUGUUGACCUUUGACCACCUGGUCUGGACUCGCUUGUCUUUUUGCCUUUUUCCUCCAUAAAAUUUGGUUUCCUGCAGGCCUGUUCGUAAAUUAUUCCUCUCCGUUUGUUUUCCCUCUGUUACCAACUUAUCAUAAAAAAAUUUUCAUCUGGAGCGUGCUCUUUUGGGCAAACGCGGGAUGGGCACUAGUUCAUAUUUUGCAAGGGAAACAUGUCAUCAAUUGGGUGAUAUUGAUCCGCUUCUUCCCCCAUCAUUCUCCA
Messenger RNA from Phoenix dactylifera (date palm), 2114 nucleotides. RefSeq names its product laccase-17-like. Gene Ontology annotation, molecular function: hydroquinone:oxygen oxidoreductase activity; copper ion binding. Gene Ontology annotation, cellular component: apoplast. Gene Ontology annotation, biological process: lignin catabolic process. The record is from RefSeq and is a predicted model, not a curated record. NCBI's taxonomy places the organism in Eukaryota, Viridiplantae, Streptophyta, Magnoliopsida, Arecales, Arecaceae.